AAGAUAUACACGACGGUCAUGGGCAACUAUUGCGGCGGGCUCUGGUGCGGCGGCAGCGACGACGACGAGAAUGCCUCGAACGAAGACCUAAUGCGCCAGUACAAAGGACCAUCCAGUGAUAGUCUCCUGCGUACUGUGAAGAACCCCGACGUGGGGUCGCUCAUCGAGAUCGAGCACGAGGCAAAGCAAAACUUCCACGACAAGUUCAUAUUGGGACGAAAGUUGGGGUCGGGGUCGUUUGCGACGGUGUACGAGUGCGGAGAAAUCGCCACCCAAAAAACGUACGCGUGCAAGGUGUACGAUCGGCAUCAGCUAGACGCCGGGGCACUCGAGUGUGCAUUGACCGAACCGUUCUUGCUUCGUCGAAUGUAUCAUCCAGGCAUCGUUCGGUGCCAGGGGUUUUACAAAGAAGACAAUAUGUACAUCUUGGUCAUGGAGGAGCUUCGCGGCGGUGACGUGUUUGACAAGUUGCGCGAGAUGAAAGACGACAUUCACGAGCGCGACGUGUGCCGCCUUGUCAAGAUGUUUCUUGAAGCUCUCACGUACAUCCAUGCGCGGAAUAUUGUCCAUCGCGAUUUGAAAUUGGAGAACCUCAUGCUCGACUCGCCGAGCCCGACGUCGUCGACGCUGAAGAUUGUCGAUUUCGGAUUUGCCAUCCAACUGCCGCAUAAAGAGGCAACGCUGACAGAAGUCCUGGGCACGCCCGGGUACAUGGCGCCAGAGGUGAUUCAAGGCGGGCCGUACGGCAAGCCUGCCGACGUGUGGAGCGCAGGAGUGAUUGUGUACACGCUGUUAUGUGGGUACCCUCCAUUCCACCACGACCGCAUCAAGAACAUUCAAACGCUGUUUCGAUCGAUCUGCUGCGGGUUUUACUUUUUCGAUUCGGUGUACUGGAGCGACAUUAGCUUGGAAGCCAAGGACCUCGUUUCCAAGAUGUUGCGGGUGAAUCCUGCUGAACGGGCGACGGCGGCCGAGUUGUUGCAACAUGAGUGGUUUGCCCGCCAGCAACCGCCGCUCCCAGUGUCCCCACGCGGCGCCACAGCAAACACCCUCAAGGCGAUCGGCCCCCUCCGAUCGUUCAACCGCAUUCUCAAAGCCAGAGUGGCCGACCAGCACCGCCAUGAUUCGGCCCACGACGACACCCAACUCCGUCAGCUCGCCGAGGACAAGAUUCAAGCGCUGGAGAAACGUCCAGAAUUCCCACCGCCCGUCGACUUGUCCAAGUCGAAGCUGCUUCCUGCAACGCGGUAUAACGUGCAAUAGGUGAGGUGUGUUUUUCUCGAUGGCUCAUGUGCCGCCGCCGGUGGCUGCACAAUCCGCAGCAUGUGGACGUGCGCUAGUGUGAGGUUGAAUCAAAACCUGUCGCGGCUGUGUACACACGGGCCACCGCAUCUCGUGCAUCGACUGGAAGCACCUUGAAAUCGUCCACGGACUCCUUCCAGUGCAAUGUUGCCAUCAUCAUGCAUGGAGAACCCUUUCGAUCAUGAGAGUUGUUUCACUGAGGAAACGAAUUGUGGCUCCGUCCCGGGCGCGCACGUCAGCACACUCUUGGCAAUUGUCAUGCCAUGCGUGUAUGUCGACGCCACGCACGACAUUGCAUGGCUCCGUACAAGAGGACAGCGAAGCCAGUACACACGUUGCCAAGCUCAGCCACAAGUCCAAAUCCACAGCCUUUUCAACCACAUUGCGUUCUUGACACGCCUUGAGGCCGACGUCAUGGUCUCAGUCGUGAGAGGAAAUUUGUGCAAUAUCGUGCUCGUCCGAGUUUGCCAAAGGAAAUGAUUGCGUGCCAUCGACCGUGCUCGAGUAGAGCCCGGUCGACCCCCGACAACUCUUGCUCGAGGCAACAACGACGUGGAAGGAGGCAUUUGGGCCACGAGUUUAACAUGCGCACGUUGGCCCAGCACGGACGGGUGGGAAACGGUACGACAUGGCCCACAAUUUCACCCCCUGAUGCUUGGUCUCCAAUGCGGACAAAGCGGCAGAGCAUUUCA
This is a messenger RNA of Aphanomyces invadans, 1994 nucleotides long. RefSeq names its product CAMK protein kinase. The record is from RefSeq and is a predicted model, not a curated record. Bases 19 to 1263 code for a protein of 414 amino acids. NCBI's taxonomy places the organism in Eukaryota, Oomycota, Saprolegniomycetes, Saprolegniales, Verrucalvaceae. Gene Ontology annotation, molecular function: protein kinase activity; ATP binding. The transcript is spliced from 6 exons. Gene Ontology annotation, biological process: protein phosphorylation.